Messenger RNA from Falco peregrinus (peregrine falcon), 3740 nucleotides. It is a transcript of the gene TCF24, whose product is annotated as transcription factor 24. The record is from RefSeq and is a predicted model, not a curated record. The transcript has 2 exons. Gene Ontology annotation, biological process: developmental process; regulation of transcription by RNA polymerase II. The coding region runs from base 441 to 1109 and encodes 222 amino acids. Lineage: Eukaryota; Metazoa; Chordata; Aves; Falconiformes; Falconidae. Gene Ontology annotation, molecular function: RNA polymerase II transcription regulatory region sequence-specific DNA binding; DNA-binding transcription factor activity, RNA polymerase II-specific; protein dimerization activity.
UUAUUUUUUAUUGGUUAUAAAUAUCACAAUAAAAAAGAAUAAUUAGGUUUUGUUCCUUUGGUUUACAGUUAUAAUGCACACAGAGUAUUUUACAAAUCAUUUCAAUCUAAACUGUACUGCUAUUUAAGAGAACAUUACCUGAGAAAACGCUGUAAGCCCGAUUAACAGCAAAUUUAUCAGAAUAAACCACCCAAAGUAAUAAUGUCUUGUAAAUACCAUCACAUUAGAGCAUUGCAAAAAGCAUUAUUUAGAAACCUUUCCUCUUCUCUGCAAGACAUCGUUGAGUGUGUUCAUUGUCUUGCAUUUUUUGCCAUUAUUGGCCACUUCAGCAUGUGGUUGAAAUGCUUUGCAAAAUCAAGGCCUGAUUUUUGUAAAUUUUGAUCUUUCAUCACUUGAGUGCAUCAAUUAUAUUUACAUUUUUAAAAUUACAUUGUAAUUGAAUGAAAUUGAAAGCUUUCAUAACUUGUUUUUGCCCUUGUUGUCUAGUUGGGCCAUCACAGAAACAGCUGCUUGCUGACACGCGAGAGCUGGGAUCUGAGACACCUCGAAGGGCUGCUGGGCUGAGGACAACAGGAUCAGGACCCUCCCUGCCAGGGAAGUCACCGAUGGACUGUGGACACUUAGCUGAGCGCAGCGAGAUCUCCGGCCCAGGCGCAGAGUCCAGCUCCCUGUUGCCUUCUGCUGCUGGUAGCAACUCCUGCCCGCCCGUGGUGGCUGGGCAGCGGGCUGGGGGGCCUCCCGGGAGACCCGCUGCCGCUAAUGCCGCUCGAGAGCGCAGCCGGGUUCAAACCCUGCGCCACGCUUUCCUCGAGCUGCAGAAGACUCUCCCCUCUGUGCCGCCCGACACCAAGCUCUCCAAGCUGGAUGUACUCCUCCUGGCCACCACCUAUAUUGCACACCUCACUCGCAGCCUUCAGGAUGAGGAAGAGUCACCAGGAGAGGGCUUGGGUACCCUGAGAGGGGAUGGAUACCUCCACCCUGUCAAGGUAGGAGAGCUGAGGAGCAGCUGCCACCUUCUUUCGGUGAAGAAGUACAUUGGUCUUCGAUACUUAGAUGAAUCUAAAGUUGUCAUGCUUGCUUACCUUGCAAGCAUGAAAAGACUUACAUGAAAAGACUGCCUAGACUAACCAUCCCGUCUAGGUGUGAGGGCUGUGAUGCAAGUGUCCUGGCACUUUGUCCCUCCAGCUUCAGGGACUUUGCACAAAGACAUCAAAUAAGCGUAGGCCCUAACCCAGUGGGGCUUGGUCCCUUGGAAGUGAAGGCAGAAGGCAACACCUCUGUCCCUACGUGGAAAUGCUGGUGAUCCCCCGCCAAACCCAUCAGAACCCACUGUAGGGGAUGUGUGUGGCUGAGGGGAUGUGCUGUCCCAUGGCAGCGACCCCAGCCAUGGCUGGGCCUGCUUUGGUUGUCCUGCUGAGGCAGCCAAGGUAUGGAAAGUGGCAUUAGUUACUGGCCACGUGUUAAUUCCUUCUAUGAAAGUGCUUUUCUGAUCCGUUUAUUUUGUCUAGUUGGUAUAUGCUUUUUCCUUUGGAAAAAAAACAACCAAGAACCCCCAAAGCCAACCAAAAAAUCCCCCCCCAAAACAAAACAAAAAACCCCAACCAACGAACAAACCCCCAAAACCAUGGUGAUGCAGAGGGGACGAGAAAGGGGCACUCCUCUUGGAGAGGACCUGGGACUGGAAGCUGUUUUCAAAAUGCAUUGCUCGCUGACUGAUGGGACUCAAAUACCAAGCUGUAUUUUCUUUGGCUCUGGUCUCGGGGAGUGAGUUGGAGCACUGGGGUGUUUUAUUUUUCUUUCUUUUUUUUUUUUCCCUUAAGAGUCUGAUGGAUUCAGAAUAAUUUAAUUAAGAUUAAUUUGUGAAGUAAUCUCUAAUUCCUAUAAAGUGACUAAUUCACAGAAAGUUUCUUGUUCACAGUGUUGGUUGCCCUAAAAAAAUCAUGAUGUGAACACAGGCUUCUGAGGCCACUGAAAUGAUUAGCAGGCUCAUUAAGAAAGAAAAACCUUUAAAUCAAUUAGGAGAUGGCUAUAACUUAAGAAAAAAUAUUGUGAUGUAUUUCAAAAUAAGUUCAAAUUGCUUCUGUUAGUUCUCUUGGUCAGAGUGAAAGGACACAGGUCUCUUAUGGUACAUUUUUUAUCAGCUGCCAACUAUUACUGGCAGAAAAAUACUUGCAAAUAGUUAUUACAGCAGUUAAAUGAUUCAGAUGCCCGCUUCUCAGGCUACUGGAAUACGGCAAUGCUGGAUUCAUUUAAGCAAUUACUUUUUAUGAUCUUAGUUGUGAGCCAUUUACCUGUGUGUAGUUUCGAGAUUCUAUCUAACCAAUCUUUCUAAUAUUCCUGGUAGUAAAUUAAACUUAGCUGGCACUAGAAUGGAAGUGUCACAGACUAAUCAUAGUACAUGCCUCAAAAACCCCAAAGUGCAGGAUAUGAGACAACCAGUACAGAUAAGGACUUUAACUACAUUCAUAUAUCAAGCAGAGUAAAUACAAACAGUGAGGAAAGUAAAGUAUCCAAGUACAGUUGUGUGUACACCAAACAAAAAUAUGGUUAAUGACUUUGGAUUCAGAUAUCUUAUUGGUGACAAACUGGUAACAUUCCACUUGAAAUAAAAAUAAUGAGAUCGUAUGGUCCUUCCAAAUGAGAAUAUGCAGCUGCUUUGUGUCUUUAAGUAAAAGUGCUGAGAUUUAACUGCAGUAUUAAGCCCCUCUAGUUUUUAGAGCGCGUGGGUUUUUUUUGUUCCCCACAGGAGAGGUGCCAGCUUGUUCCCAAAAGUGUCUUAAAAAAAAUGGUAUUUUUUUGGAACAACAUGCUGGCUGUGUUACCGGUCUUUUUGCAUCGGAGGGCUACGGCAAGCUGUCUUUUCAAACACGCACCUCCAAUAAUGAAAUCAGCACACCAAACUGGAGCUGAGUGCUUCCUCCUAGGAGAAGGGCACCCAGCUGAGUCACACUGCAGGGCCGUUUGCAGUAACUAACUUGCUCAGGUUAAGAAACAUGAGCAAUAAGAAUAGAUAUUUAAUGCCAGUCUAACUGAUGAUUUCAAUAAUCAAUGAACGGAAAGAUGAAUAGUCUAAUCUGAAAUCUUUGGAGCUGACAAAGAACAAGAAGUUGUCAGUGCUGAAGACUGUUGAGGAGUGAUUAUAUUAAAUUCUCUCUUUAUCGCACAGCUCUUAGCAGCCCCUGUGCUGCGGUUGGUGUGGUGGUGGCCAGCCAGCACAAAUGGGCAGGCACACAGGGCUGCAAUCUCUGCAGGUGCCGGUGUAUCCCUGCUGUAUCCCUGGCACCGUAAAGGGGAAUGCUUUGGUUUAUUCUAACAGAGCGCCUAUGGUACAAACUGUGCUACGAUGACUGAUCGGCAUGGCCUGCUCCUGCCUGUUGGGUCAUGGGGUGUUUGGGAGCUGUGCCUCACAAUUAGGUACCAAAGAAAAUACCCAGGCUGAGCUAGCAACAUCUUCCAACAAAUGACAAAACAGGCAUUUCCUGGUGAUGGCAACGGCUUCCUGUUUUCUUGUAUUGUGAGUCUGUCAACAUUUAAAGCUUUGCUGAGAACUGCAUUCAGACUGCAAAGGUCCCAGGUGUCUCAGCACUGUGCUUGUCUCUUCUCUUGCAGAAGUGGCCAAUGCGUUCCAGGUUAUACAUCGGAGCUACAGGACAGUUUUUGACUCACUCGGCACAAGGAGACAGCGCAAACCAAGGAGAAACGUCAUCAACUUCACAAAUCUAAUCUCCCUUCUCUCUUAA